Hordeum vulgare subsp. vulgare (domesticated barley) is the source of this 3262-nucleotide messenger RNA. Its product is annotated as disease resistance protein Pik-2-like. Lineage: Eukaryota; Viridiplantae; Streptophyta; Magnoliopsida; Poales; Poaceae. The record is from RefSeq and is a predicted model, not a curated record. Gene Ontology annotation, molecular function: ADP binding. The transcript has 4 exons. Gene Ontology annotation, biological process: defense response to other organism.
CCCCACAUCCACAUAUAUGGCCCAGCCACACUCAAACAGAACAGCAGAAGCUCUUAUCCCCCUUCCGGUACUUGGUAGAGAGAUGGAGCAUCCUGUUGUUAGCGCUGGUGGGGGUGCCAUUAACAUACUGUUAUGUAAGCUGGGUACGGUGCUCAUCGAAGAAGCACAGCUCCUUGGAGGUAUCCGAGGUGAGCUGCAGUACAUGAAGGAUGAGCUGGAGAGCAUGGCAGCAUUCCUCCAGGACCUUGCUGAGGGGGGAAAUCGCAGGAAGCAGGUUAAGAUUUGGAUGAAACAGGUGCGAGAGGUAGCGUAUGAUGUUGAGGAUUGCGUUGAUGACUUUACAUACCACCUUGGCAGCACCACUAGUGGUUCUGGGCUUGCCGGGCUCUUCCACAGAUGCAUCCGUUUCCUGCAAACUGUCAGGGUGCGGCGUCAGAUUGCGAAACGAAUCCAAGAACUGAAAGCGCGCGCUACAAGUAUCAGCGACCGAAACUCAAGAUAUGGUGGUAAUCAUCUCAUUUCCGGAGCAGAAGGGAACACAUUUGCUGCACAGCCAGCUCUAUCUAAUAUCACUUCUCUGGAUAUUCGUACUCCUACACUCUUCCCAGAGAUAACAAAACUUGUGGGAAUUGAAGCGCGUCAGAGUAAUCUUGUUAACUGGUUGGUGGAUGAAAUUUGAUGAAAUUGAAGCGCGUCAGCAAGUGCGAGCUUCGAAUGUCAAGCUUUUGUAACUGUAUCCCAGAAAUUUGAUGUCAAGGCUCUCAUAAGGGACAUUCUUCGACAGAUUAUUCAACCAGUAGAUCGAAAUGGUCCAGAACCCACAGUGGACCCACUCAAAGGCAUAGAAGAAUGGAACGUGGAACAGCUUGCAAAUAAGCUAAGGGGGCAUCUAGAAGAUAAGAGGUAUCUCAUUGUUCUUGAUGAUAUCUGGACCAUCUCCGCUUGGGAGGGCAUUCAAUUUUCUUUGCCCAACUCACAUACUGGAAGCAGAAUAAUUGUUACCACAAGAAUGAAAACUGUAGCACAAGCCUGCUGCCUCCACGAGUAUGACAGAGCUUAUGAAAUUGAACCACUCACAGGUUGUGAAUCUAGUGAGUUAUUUUUCGGGAGAAUAUUCGGUAACAGGGAAAAUUGCCCAACUGCCUUGAAAAAUAUAUCGGAAAAGAUCUUGGGAAAAUGUGGGGGUAUACCCUUGGCCAUAGUCAGCAUUGCAGGCCUUUUGGCUAGCACGUCAGUGUACAGUUAUGAUCGCUGGGAGAAGAUCUACAACUCUCUUGGCCUGGAGCUGGAAACCAGUCCCUGGAUUGAAAAACUGAAGAAAAUUCUUGAGCUUAGUUAUAAUGACCUUCCAUACCAUUUGAAAACUUGUUUCUUAUAUUUAAGCACUUACCCCGAGGAUCAUAAGGUCAGAAGGAAAAGUUUAUUGAGAAGAUGGAUAGCAGAACGCUUUGUGUCUGAGAAGCGUGGAUUGAGUGCCUUGGAGGUGGCUGAAAAAUAUUUCGAUGAAUUCCUCAACAGGAGUAUUGUUCAUCCAGUUGAAAUGAGCUUUGACGGGAAGGUCAAGACUUUUCGAGUUCAUGAUAUAAUGCUAGAGAUCAUUGUUUCAAAAUCAAUUGAUGAGAAUUUCAUCACUUUGAUGGGUGAACAACAUACUUUAGCUCCACAAGAGAAGAUCCGGCGGCUAUCCAUUCAUGGUGGAAGUAACAAAAAUAUCUCCACAAGCAAAUUGUUAAGCCAUGUCCGAUCAUUGAGUAUAUUUGCUGAUGGAGAAAUGUUACAGUUUGCUUGGAUAAAAUUUCUUAGAAUAUUAGACUUAGAAGGUUCUCGGUUUGCCAGGAAUGGAGACAUCAGAAAUAUAUGUAAACUGUUUCAGUUGCAAUAUCUCAGUCUCAGGAAUACAUAUGUCACUGAACUCCCUGUGCAAAUAGGACACCUCAAGAAGUUGGGAACACUAGAUGUCAGGGACACAGCCAUAAAGCAUUUGCCUCCAUGCAUUACCAAUCUGCCAAAUUUGUCAAACCUUCUUGGAGGGAGAAGAGCUUAUAACUACAGUGGUUUGUAUCCUAUUUCUGAUUUCUGGGGAAUGCACAUCCCUAACAAGCUUGGCAAUUUAGAAAUGCUUACGACCCUUGCACAGAUAGAGAUCACAGACUCUACUUCCCAUUACAUAUCUGAACUGGGGAAGCUUUCACAGUUCAGGAAGCUAGGAGUAAUGAUGUUUCUUGACGACGACAUGAAUUGGAUGUCCUUGAUCGCCGCCAUUUCAAAACUGAGCAGUUGCCUUCAGUCACUGCUCAUUUGGCGACCUGACGGAAUUAUGAAUUUCAGGAUUCUUGAUACACUAUCCAGGCCACCAAUGUUUCUAAAAAGUAUAAACUUUCGUGGUAAGUUGCCACAGCUACCAGAAUGGAUCGGUUUGCUGGCGAAUCUCACUGAGCUGACCCUUCGCGCCACUGAAUUGGAAUCUGAGAAGCAUCUGAAAGUUCUCUCUCAGCUGCCAAGCCUGCUCUACCUCAGGUUGCAUCACGGUGCAUACACCGGAAGAGCACUCACGUUCUCUGCGUCAGAGUUCCCAACUCUCAUACUGCUGACCAUUCAUCUCGCUGUAUACCAGGCGUUGAACCUGAGGUUUGAAGAAGGCACUACGCCUAAGCUCCAUAGGCUGGAGCUAUCUUUCUUCGAAAAUGCUUCCAUCCGGCAGCCUUCAGGUAUCAAUUUUCUUGCAAAUCUUCAGGAGGUCUUGGUCCAUGCUGAUCCAAGCGAUAACUCAGAAGACAUGGUGCGUUAUUUGAUGGAUGAAGCUAGCAGGAAUCCCAGCCAGCCUACUGUCACAUUCAAGGCGAAACAAUGGAAGCCAACUGGCUCAAGGACAGAUCCACCCAUAGAUCACAGGGGCAGCGAGCGGCAUUUAAUUAAAACACACUCAGGGCAGGGCUUAGCGGGGCGCUCACCUUGGCGGGCUUCGACCCACGUGAGAAGAGGAGGCGGGCUGACGCUGGGCUGUUGGGCCAGUGCGAGGCGCUGGCGGACCACGCGGAGGCCGCGCGUGGUCAACGCGGCGCGAGCGGGCACGGGCGCGCUGCUCCUCCCAAUCCCGCCUGGACCGGGGAAGGAGGUCGGCAGCGCCAGCAGGGAGGCGGGACAGAGGGCCGGAGGGGUCGGGGACGGGCACGCCGGGAGGAGGCCAGGGGAUGGUAGACAGGCGGCGGGCGAUGGCGGAGCUCCUGCUCUGGCGGAGCUUGGGCGGCCAUGGUGCGGGUAA